AUGUCGGGGACAGAAAACCUGCGUUACCUUACUCCCUCGUCGUCCUACAAGGGGAAACCGGACUCGAACAAAGAGGAAGGCAAGAGUGGGAACCCAAAACCACUUAACUCUUGGAGGAGCUUCCUAGCUUGCAGUCCUUCGCCUUCCUCCAGAUGUUCUUCCCCCCCGUCGGACUGCCAUGCCAGCAAGACAGUGAGACGGAUCUCGACCAUUUGCUUGAUCUCCUUGAUCACCUUGCUGGGAAACACCGCUCUGGAUUUAAGCCAAACUCUGGAGUCCUGGAGGCAUAUCGAGAAGGCCCUCGGCAACGUCUCUUCGUGCCGGGGCUUCCUGGCCCUCUCGCUGUUCAACCUCCUGGUCCAAGAAGGGGAUUGGCAAGAAGGAGGAGGAGGAGAUAUGGUGGAGAACUGGCCAGGGGAUGCGCUGGAGAACCUGGCUGCUCUGUGCAAAGAAUCUGGAGACGUGGCCCCUGGCACGAUCCCCCGGUGCCGGGACGAUGAUAAUUUCGGGUGUCAAACUUACAUCACCUUGAUCAGGGAGAGAGUGAAUGGCACUCAAGGAGCAGAGACAGUUUUUCUGCAGCUAAAAAGGAUUUUAGGGAUCCUGGAGAUACUUCAGAAGCUUGAGAAGGGAGACCACCAGAAGAUGAGGUCCAUCCCAGACUGGUGGGAUGUGGCCUUUCUCAGACUCGUCCUGCGAAUCAAAGGGGCCAUGCUACGGGCUCAAGAAAUGUCCCUCUACCCUGAAGAUGCCCAAGCUUUGUGGCAUCAGCUGUCUGUUGUUCUUACUUCCUCUGUUUUUAUCUCAGAAAGCACGCAAGAAUGUUGGGCCGAGCAUCCCAACUUCUCCACCUUGGCCACCCAUCACAAAGGACUCCACAUGUUUGCUCCCUCUUUGGGCUUUUUGUCACUGCCCCCUCCUUUGAUGGAUGAACUUGAUAUCCUCCAGAGAUGUUUGCUUCAGAAAAGCCAGGAGAAACUUCAGAAAAAAUCUAAGGAUAUAAUCUCCUUGGUGAGCCUCAAAAUCAGCCUCUUGGUGGUCACCGGCCUUAUCUACCCAGCGGUCCUGGUUUCCUUCAAAGAGAUGGCAGAAUGGAUCCAGAAUUAUGCCAGGAACCUCAAGGAACGAACAGAGGAUUUGAAACGGGAAAGGCAGGUAGCUGAAGACCUUCUUCACCAGAUGUUGCCCAAAUCCGUGGCCAAGCAGCUACGGAAACACAAGCACGUAGAGGCAGAAAAUUAUGACCAGGUGACCAUCUUCUUUUCGGACAUCGUGGGUUUCACCGCCAUUGCGGCUUCGUGCGCCCCGCUGCAGGUGGUCGAGAUGCUCAACAACCUCUACGUCUGCUUUGACACCAGGAUCGAAUCCUACGACGUCUACAAGGUGGAAACCAUCGGCGAUGCCUACAUGGUUGUGAGCGGCCUGCCCGAGCGGAACGGCACCAGGCACGCGGACGAGAUCGCCAAGAUGGCCCUGGACCUGGUGGCCGCGGUGCGGCAGGUGGCGAUCCCCCACCUGCCUGCCAGCAAGCUGCAGCUGCGGGCUGGGAUCCACACAGGGCCCUGCGUGGCCGGCGUUGUGGGGCAUAAAAUGCCCCGGUACUGCCUCUUCGGCGACACGGUGAACACAGCCUCCCGCAUGGAGUCGACCAGUCUGCCCCAGAAAAUCCACAUCAGCUCCGCCACCUACCACGUGCUGCUGCAGGACGGUGCCUAUGACAUUGAGCCGAGAGGAGACAUUGAGGUGAAGGGCAAAGGGAAAAUGAAGACUUACUGGCUGUUGGGAAAUAAGAACUACAGCGUCCAAAACGACAGCCUGGUCUGCCACUGGAACCCGGGGCUGUCUCAGAAAAAGAAGGCGGAACGAAGCUCGGCGCCCGGGCAGGAGGUAUGCCGCUGAAGCGUUACGCAGAUGCCAGGAGAGGGAAGGGCCCUUCGAGGUCAUCUAGCCUGACCCCGAGGAAGGCCCGACUCCAGUAUCCCAAACGGCGAUCCAGGUUCAGCGGAAUAGCUGCAGGGAAAAACAGGCUGAGCACGUUAGACCUGGA
This is a messenger RNA of Python bivittatus (Burmese python), 2047 nucleotides long. Lineage: Eukaryota; Metazoa; Chordata; Lepidosauria; Squamata; Pythonidae. The record is from RefSeq and is a predicted model, not a curated record.